Messenger RNA from Drosophila albomicans, 7511 nucleotides. It is a transcript of the gene hth, whose product is annotated as homeobox protein homothorax. The record is from RefSeq and is a predicted model, not a curated record. Gene Ontology annotation, molecular function: RNA polymerase II cis-regulatory region sequence-specific DNA binding; DNA-binding transcription activator activity, RNA polymerase II-specific. Gene Ontology annotation, biological process: animal organ morphogenesis; embryonic pattern specification; positive regulation of transcription by RNA polymerase II. Bases 1786 to 3246 code for a protein of 486 amino acids. Lineage: Eukaryota; Metazoa; Arthropoda; Insecta; Diptera; Drosophilidae. The transcript has 14 exons.
AGCAUGAUUGACAGUGUGUAUUUGCCUUCGAACCGCGUACGACGUGCUUGUGCUUGUGCUGUCUGUGUUGUGUGCGAAGCGAGAAGCGAAGCCGAAAACGCCGAAGCCGUCGCCAUCGCAGAGCCGUUGAGAAAAAUUAUUAUUAUUAUUAUUGCUAUUACUAUUAUUAUUGCUAUUACAUAGCGCUAUUAUUGUUAUUGCCGCACAACAACUACAGCUAUCACAAUUCUCUGCGGGCAGUAAGCGCAACAAACUAGGACGUCGCCAACAACAAAUAAAUAUUUCCAAAAACAAAAAAAUAAGAAACAACUCGUCGCGAUCUUUGGCAACGUUAGCUGCAAAGAAACCAAACCAAAACGGACAAACAAAUCACAAAUUAUAAAAACGCGCGCGCGUCUCGAUACGCGACAUUCGAUCGGUCGUUACGUCGUUACGUUACAUUACGCGGUACGAAGCAUACGUUAACGGUAAUUUGUGAAUUCGUGGAGCCGCCGCCGUCGCGUUGCCGUCGCUAAAACAAAUCUUUUCAUUGAAACAUUUUCUCAUUGCUUUGCACGUUUCACGUUGCACCAACAACAGCAACAGAAACAGAAACAACAACAACAUCAAACUCAAACUCAACGUGCAGCAAAAACGUUAGUUUAAAGUUGAUCAUUCGCUGCAGUCUUCAGAUUGACAACAAGUUUUUGUUUUUGUAGUAUAUUAUAGUAUGUAGAAGCAGCUGUGAUAAAUAGUGCGCAUAUUAUACGAAGAUUAUACGAAGCAAGAAGUAUACGAAAAGCAAACAAGCGAAUAUAAAGAAAGUUAAAAAGUCCUCGAGCUGUGGAAGAAGAAGAAGAAGACGAAGUCUAAAGCAAAGACGAAGAAGCAGCUGCUGCAAAAGGCUCGAGCAAUGGAUUUAUGACAACGAAAACGACAACGAGAUCAACAUCAACAACAACUGCAAACUAUGUUGUCUGGCCCACACAAGCAGCAGCAACAAAAACAACAACAACAACAACAACAACUCUAUAACAACAACUGUAUACUAAGAAGAGCAGCAACGGCAACUCUAACAAAAACAAAUUGUAUACGAUUUUUAUAAACUACAAAACAAAACAAAAAGGAAGAAAAUAACAUCAAGUUAUAUGUAAAUAUUAUAUAAACAUUAAUUUAUAUAUCUAAAUCUAUAUAUAUAUAUGAAUAUAUAUAUAUGUAUACAAAAAUACAACAAAUACAAAAAGAUCUCCCGCUAAUAACAACAACUAAAACGCGCGCGUAAAAACAACACCAACAACAACAACAAAGUAUACCAGCAACAACAACAGUAACAAAAACAAAAUAAAUACAUAAAUCUAAGCAAAAAAUAACAACAAAUUUAAUGCGAAGAUUUUAACAAAUGUGCCUGUGUUAAAACCGAAAGCAAGAAAGAAGAAGCGAAUUGGUAGUGCAAGAGCAUUCAAAAGUACUUCGUCUAUACAAAAUAAAAAAUAGAGAGAAAAAUAUUACAAAUAAAAAUACCCGUAUUCUAAUAAUAUUUUUGUGAGUGUCAAGCAAAAAAAAAAACAAAAAAACAAAUACAGCAACCGACAAACUAAAUCGUCAAGCGUAGCAGGAGGCCCCAACAGAUUGACAACAAAUCUAGAGAUCCACAGAUCUUGAGAGAUCAACACAAGACAACACAACGACGACUAGGACGAGGACGCAAGGGACGCGGGCCCCUCGUUUUGUGUUGCGCCGCCAACUGUCGUCUGUACACCACUAAAAGUGGCACAAAUCGGGUUAGACGUCGCUCCCAGAGCAUUAAUGGCUCAGCCUAGGUAUGACGACGGCCUGCAUGGCUACGGCAUGGACUCUGGCGCCGCAGCAGCGGCGAUGUACGAUCCACAUGUCGGCCAUCGGCCGCCGGGACUGCAAGGCCUCCCCUCGCACCAUUCACCGCACAUGACGCAUCCAGCGGCAGCGGCCACAGUUGGGAUGCACGGCUACCAUUCCGGGGCUGGAGCGCAUGGUACACCUAGUCAUGUAUCACCGGUUGCUAAUCACCUCAUGGGCGCAAUACCCGAGGUACACAAACGUGAUAAGGAUGCGAUUUAUGAACAUCCGCUAUUCCCGCUCUUGGCGCUAAUAUUCGAGAAAUGCGAAUUGGCCACAUGUACGCCGAGGGAGCCAGGCGUCCAAGGUGGCGAUGUUUGUUCGUCGGAAUCGUUUAACGAGGAUAUUGCAAUGUUCAGUAAACAGAUAAGAUCACAGAAACCCUACUAUACCGCAGAUCCCGAAGUCGAUUCACUGAUGGUGCAAGCAAUACAAGUGCUUCGGUUUCACCUUUUAGAGUUAGAAAAAGUGCAUGAAUUAUGCGAUAAUUUCUGUCAUCGAUAUAUCUCAUGUUUAAAGGGUAAAAUGCCAAUAGAUUUAGUGAUCGACGAACGGGACACCACCAAACCACCAGAAUUAGGUUCAGCAAAUGGUGAAGGAAGAAGUAAUGCCGAUUCAACAUCGCACACCGAUGGAGCUAGUACACCAGACGUUCGGCCGCCAAGCUCAUCGCUCUCCUAUGGGGGCGCAAUGAACGAUGAUGCUCGCUCGCCGGGCGCUGGUAGUACUCCCGGUCCAUUGUCACAGCAGCCACCUGUCUUAGAUACAUCAGACCCUGAUGGUAAGUUCUUAUCAUCACUCAAUCCUUCAGAACUAACAUAUGAUGGACGAUGGUGUCGAAGAGAAUGGUCCUCACCUGCCGAUGCUCGCAAUGCAGACGCCUCGCGGCGAUUGUAUUCCUCAGUCUUCCUUGGUAGUCCUGACAAUUUCGGAACGAGUGCAAGUGGUGAUGCAAGCAACGCCAGCAUAGGAAGCGGCGAGGGAACCGGCGAGGAGGACGACGAUGCGAGCGGCAAAAAGAACCAAAAGAAACGUGGCAUUUUCCCAAAAGUUGCAACAAACAUAUUGAGAGCGUGGCUGUUUCAGCAUUUAACGCAUCCCUACCCUUCCGAGGACCAGAAAAAACAAUUGGCGCAGGACACAGGCCUAACGAUACUGCAAGUAAACAAUUGGUUCAUCAAUGCGCGCCGAAGAAUUGUGCAGCCAAUGAUCGAUCAAUCAAAUCGAGCAGUUUAUACACCGCAUCCAGGUCCCUCCGGUUAUGGUCACGAUGCCAUGGGCUAUAUGAUGGACAGCCAGGCGCAUAUGAUGCAUCGUCCGCCCGGCGAUCCCGGCUUCCAUCAAGGCUACCCCCACUACCCGCCCGCUGAAUACUAUGGCCAGCACUUGUAAUGUAACGUUAGCGAUGGAUACGCGACGCAUCCCGAGGCCACAAACGCAUCGCAGUCCGUUGGUGGAGUUGAAGUUGGAGCUGCAACCGGAAGCGGAGCUGAAGCUGAAGCUGAAGCUGUUACCAAAUCCAUCAACGAUGGACGAGCGGAUGUGGAAGGGAAACCAAAUGCAGACGGAAACCAAUGUUGAGCAGCAAGCUGAUAGCGACAAAGCCAAAAUCAUAGCUUAGAAUAACUACUACAUAGCAGAGGAACUGGAAUAGGACUCGGAACCGGAGUUGGAGUCGGAAUCGGAGUCGGAGCUGGAACCGAUCUGGACAGUUGAACAGAAAUGACAAACCGUGUGGCAAUAUCAAUCAUGUAAUAGAUCGCAGUAAAAUCGUAGUAAAAUCAUAAGAAUAACAAAAUUAUAAUGAAAGUGAUGAUGAUAUUAGCAAAUAGAAAGAAAGGCAUGCGCAACAACAGAACCAACAGCAACAACACCAACUGCAGCAGCAACAAUAUUACCAACAACAACGUUAAAUGAAAUUUUUGUGUAUACCUUAAAAUUAAAUAACUUCAAGAAGCAACAAUAGAAGAGGACGUCGAGCACGAAGAUAUUUAUGCAUAAAGCAAAAUGAAACGCUUAGGUCUAAGUUAAAUGAAUACAACAACAAAAAAUACAGACAUCAACAACAACAACAACACACACACACAUGUACACACACUUAAAUAUUUGACAAACAACAUGGAAAUAUUUACUAAUUGAAUUCUUACAUGCAAAUCAGUACGUCAAAAGCUACAAAAGGCAAUAUUUCGAAGCAUGAAUUUAGGCGCAAUCCAAAUCCAAAUCCAAAACGAAAACAUAAGCUACAGUUUGAACGACUGCAAACAAUAAAAUAAUAAUUGAUUUGUUUGUUUUAUAAAACUAUUUUUUAAUUUGAAUUUAGUAAAGAAUGAAUUUCUUAGCAACCAAAAUUGACCACAAGCUGCGUACAAUUCUUUUCAAUCCAUUUUCAAAAAUGCAACAAAAAUAAAAAUAAAUACAAAACACAACAAACAGAACAGAACAGAAAAGAACGAAUGUGAAGCAGAGGGGGGAAUAAUGUUCUCUAGAUUUAGUUUCUUUGUUUAUUAAUGUAAGAAGUCAGUUGAAGUAAACGCUUUUGUUUUCUUAUAUGUAGUAGAUACUUACCUUGUUUGUACGUAUGCAUACAAAUGUACAUAUAUGAACAGAACGAUAACUAAUUAAAACUAAUGAUAAUUGAUUAAAUACCAACUAUUUACUUACAUAUAUAUAUAUACAUAUGUAUAACCACGUAUCUAUAUAUGGAAACAUAUAUCUUAGUUUUAACAUUACAUAUUAUUUAAAUUAAUUAAAUUGUUUUCUAAUUUUACGCAGUGCAAAACUUACACGAAAGCAAAACUGAAAUUGAAUUUAAAUUGGAUCACUACAAUUCUUUGAUUAUUUUUCUUUGUGGAAUGUAUUGAAUUUCCUAUUGUGUGUGUAUUUUGUAGUAUUAUCUCCAAGAAAAUCGCAUCUUCGACAAUGAAUAAAUACACUAAAAACCGAACACACAACUGAGGAGCUACACAUAAAAAAAUUGAAAAACAAUAAACCAUAAAUAACAAAUGAUAAAUGAUAAGCUUGCGAGUACACAUAAUCAUAUGUACACACAUACAUACGUAUACACAAACAUACAUUUACAUAACAAAUACAAAAUAAUAAAUAAAUUAUGUAUAAUUUUAAAUUCUAAUUUAAUUUAUGUAUUUUAAUUUGUAUGCGUUAUAUUUAGUUACUAUUAUGAUUAUUAUUAUUAUUAUCAUUAUUAUUACAAUUACUUAAUUUAAUUUUAAACACAAUACAAAAUGGAAAGAUUAAAUGAUGAAAAUACGAGUAAAAUGCAUCUUUGAUAAAUAAUUGCAAAAAUAACAUUUCUUGUGUUUGUAUUUGAUUUUUGAUUCAUACUUUCUGCAGCAAGAGGUCAUUUCCAGUUUCUUAUUUUAUUUUUCCGACUCGCAAUGCAGCUUUGGGUGAAGCUUUGGGGUUCGCUUUCCUAAAAUAUUAAGGCAAUUGAACUGAUUUCAACUAGAACAAGUGCGUUUAAAUUGAAUUUACACAGUUGAAAUACCAAAUCUAUGAAAACUAAUAUCGAAACGAAUAUACGUAAAUGUAAAGAGAAACAAACUGAAAUUUAAUUAAGUGUUGUACAAUUUCAUUUUGAAUAUACGAGCACUGCUACCAUACUAUUAACAAUGUGUGUGAGCAAGUAAGUACCUUUUUAUAGCUCUAAAACACGAAUGUACUAUAUGUACUAUAUCCUUUGGCUUUUUACAAACAAAUUAACCGAGAGCUUCUUUCCUGUAAAAACUCCUGAUUUCCUUAUACUAUUUACAUCACACAUAAUAGUAUUGAAAACACACGCACACUCAUCUAAUUAUAACUACUAUACUGGAAACAAUCAUUCAAACGUAUACGAACUUCUUAAAGAAUACCCCUGGACAAAAUUAUAUUAUUGUUUUGCACGAAAAGCAACAAAAAACAAGCUAUACAAAUUUAUUUACAAAUUGCUAAUGGCAAAUGUUUUUCAGCCAGACCUAAGUAUUUAAAAUUAAAAACAAAACGAAACAUGGAAACGCAAAUUGCAAAAUUUUCAUUAAAUAUAUACAGAAUUAUACGAUUUAUGCAUCGAUAGUAAUAUAUUAGACUUUAUGGUAGUUAUCUAAUCAAUAAAAACCAUUGACUUGAGAAAUAAUUAAACGCAAAUUGUACAGAACGCCUUAAACGAAAACCCCAAAAUUAAUUGAGCGAAAGAUGUAUACGAGUACUAUAUUCAUAUAUAUAACUUAUAUAUUAAUAUAUAUGUGUGAAUAAGAGAAUAUAUUGAAAGCUAUAAAUAUUUAGAUAUAUUAUUGCUAAUUUUCGAAAUCCAAAAUAAAUAAUAUAAAAUAUGUAUGUAUGCUUAAUAACCUAAGCACAAGGAACCAAAAUUCAGUAAGGACGAAGUAGAGCAGGAAUGCGAACCAUCGGUUAACAUGUUGAGAUCAAGAAAGAAAGAAAGGGAAAUGGAUUAAGAAAUAGUUUCUAGAAUUGACUGUUUCCUUGCUUGUUUAUAUUCGUAUCAUCUACUGAGUAGAUUCGAUAUUCCAUUCUUGUCCUUUCUCUCUCUCUCUCUUUCGCGAUGCCAGCAUGUUAACUUCUACCAAGACACUUUGAAUUGUAACUAAAAGCUUGUAAAUUAAAUCCUCUGCACGAGAAUUAAUUUUGUAUGUGGUGACCGCUUGGCUUGGCAGUGUCAGUUGUGUCAGUGUUGAUAAGCGUUACUUGCAAGUAAGUAGUAUAAAAGGAAGAAGAAGGGUUGAAAACUAAUUUAAGAAAACCCAAAACACAAUUAAUUAUAAUAAAAAUAUUUAACAAAAAAUUCAAAUAUUGUACAUGAAAUGAAUUUUAAAGCUUUUUGUGUUUCAACCUUUUUUCGUUUAAGAAUUUAAAUUAAAAUGUGAUUUUUCUCGAAACUUUAAUGUAUACGCCGUAAAUAUUUAAUAUGAUUAUUAAGAACGACAGCAACAUUUAAUACGAUGAUUAUAUUUACAUACUAAUAAUAUAUUUAAUAAUUAUUGUACAUUUUUGAUAAACUCCCAUUGAAAAUAUUUUGUAAAUAGCGGAGGAACCCGCCUAAAUUAUAAAACCAUCAUAAUUAAACGCAAAACUGAAACAAAAAACAAACAAACAACAAAAAACAAAAAAUAUACUGUAUUUAAAGCUAGAUUUUAAUGACCGGAGACAAAUGCAACCCUGAGCAUAGACUAAAAGUGCAUAAACGAUCUAUACAACUUACAACAUACCCACGAGACAGCAUAUGAUGAUCUAUGUACAUAGCGUAUGUAGAAGAGAGCAAAGAAAAAUAAAAAAGAGUAUGUGAGAGAGAGACACAAAUACUCAUAGAAGAAGAGAGGUGCGGGUGAGCGAUUGAGCGAGAUAGAUAGUGUGCGCUCGAUGAACGGAGUUAGAACAGGAGAGAGAACUAGCUCUGUAGUUGCAAUAAAUAAUCAGAUUAAACAUAAAACACUAAAUAUUGAAUCACAAAGCAAAGGCAAAAGCAAAACAAAAUAAUACAAAAACUAAUAUUUAUAUGAAAUAAAUAAAUCAGUGUUUGUGCGUGUAUAAAUUAACUUUAACCAAAUUUUUAGGAUUAAAUAUAAAGGAAGAAAACAAAAAAACAGGAAGUAAAAGAGAGAUGAAAAGUAAACUUGAAUAUAUUUAAAAAAAGAUAAGUAUCAUUAAAU